AUGCCAGAAGCCGAUGACCGGCACAAUGCUCAGCAGGUGUCGGGCAACGGGGAGGAAUACAAGUUUCACUUUUCAGGGGACAGAUGCUGUCGUAUCCGGAACGGCAUCGGGUCGGCGAAAAAUUUGCCAAACCGAAGCGGCUGGAUCCCGGCGAUUGAGCUACCCGAGCUGAGCAUAAUCAAACGCAAGUUUUUGAAGACGCAUCCGGAGGCCAACUGGCAUCUCCCUUGGCCGCCGCACGACAUGGGUGCUUGUUCUGCCCUGCGGCCCAUACCCGAGGUGGCGGGCGUCUCGGAGGAGGGUGGUGGUGGUGCCGCUGGCAGUGGUCGCUGUCGCGGUCGCGGCGGCGCAGUUCCGAGAUGGAGUUACGCAGCAUCUGCCAAGAGAAAGCGCAGCAUCAUGAAAAAGCGCGAUGCAGAUGACGAAUAUAAUAGCGACGGGACAAAUACCACCGGCGCGGACAACGAGCUGGCCGCGCAUGGUCAGAGCUGGAUCAUGCACAAGAAGAAGAGAAGACGGUUGGAUGACGCCACGUAUCGCCCACAACGGGAUGAGCACCCGGACUCGGAUGACGAGGAGAUGCUUGUCGGUGGUGGCGCACCGGAGCGGUUGCGCCAGGUGCGGCACGAGAUGGAGCAGGAGAUUAGCACUUGUGAGGCUGUGACAGGUGUUUGA
Cordyceps fumosorosea ARSEF 2679 is the source of this 675-nucleotide messenger RNA. RefSeq lists its product as hypothetical. NCBI's taxonomy places the organism in Eukaryota, Fungi, Ascomycota, Sordariomycetes, Hypocreales, Cordycipitaceae. The transcript has 4 exons. The record is from RefSeq and is a predicted model, not a curated record. The coding region runs from base 1 to 675 and encodes 224 amino acids.